CAGAGGCCACAUCUAGUCCAAGCCCUGCCUGGGGCAGGAUCAGCCCAGACAAACCGUCAGUGUAAGGCUACCCUGGUCUGAGCCUGAGCGCAGGGGCACGACCCUCUAGCUGGGACCCUGCGGGGUUGGUGCCAGCAGCAGCAUUGGCACAGCCCAGUCUGGGGAUCCCCAGCACCUCUUGGGACGCUAAAAAUACCCUGACGUAUGUAGCAGAAAAAAAAAUGAUGGUGGGGAGGGGAAGAGGAAGGGUGGGAGCAACAAGCACAGCCAGGAGCCUGGGAAAUUCCCUUGACAGAGCACAGGCAUCCUGCACCUCCAGCGUCCCUGACCAGAGGCCGCGCACCCUCUCCAUGAGCCCCUCCAGGGUUGGAGAGUCCACAUCGUCCCUGUUGCAGUGAAGAAGAGGAGGACAGCAGUGUGCCAGGGCACAACCCUGGCCGCUCAGGCCGGAGGAGAAGCCUCGCCCUGGGCUCUUGGGCCUCCAAGAAAUAGAAAUCAACAGCAGGCACCGAGAGGCAGAGACCAGGCAGGCAGGAGCCAGCACGAAGCCGGACCAGCCCUGAACGAGGGACCCUCCUGCCCUCCCACCCAGACCCGAGACCCUCAGGCGCUCGGCAGGAUGAGCGAGCUCCGUGCUGCCGUGGAGAGCGUGGGCUUGCCUGUGGACACCUGGCUGCCCGUGCUGGCACAAGAGUGCGGGAUCACCAACAUCAGGGCCCUGCAGCACAGCGGCCGGCGCGAUUACGAGAAGGCGGUGCGGCACAGCGAGCAGGCCUGGGAGACAGUUGCGCUGCAGAAGCUCUUCCGCUUGGAGCCGGAGCAGGAGGAGCUGCGCAAGGCGCUGCAGGCACGAGGGCUGCAGGCUGACAAGUGGCUGCCCAUCCUGGAGGCAAAGCUGGGCGUGAGGUCGGCUGCUGCCCUGAAGCACUUUGGGGCAGAGGAGUACCAAGUGCUCGCCCGUGGCCAGCUCCCGGCAUGGGAGAAGCAGGCGCUGCAGGUGCUGUGCCAGGGGGCAGGCGGCAUACCCAGCCUGCCGCAGGAGCAGCUGCGUGAGGAGCGGCACGGCCUCGCCCAGGGCCAGGCACAGACGGAGCUCAGCGCUGGCCCUGAGCAGGGCAGCGGGGUGUGGGAGUGCCCGGCCUGGGCAACCCCCCAGCUCCUGGAGAGCGUGUCUGGGGGGCUGGUGCUGCAGGGGCUGCUCCUGAGCCAGGACGGGGAGAACCUGCUGCGAGAGACCGAGAGGCUCCUGCAGCCCCCCGAGGGCUGCGCCUUGCGGGGGCCUCUGCUGCCAGAGAGCGAGGAGGUGGAGACCUUCUACUCGGCUGCCCAGGAAAGCCUCUCCAAAGCCCUCAUCAGGAAACUGGGGGUCACCGCAGGCAUCGGAGCCUUUGGGGGGCUCAAGGGGCUGACGUUCGGGGCGGGCAUCCACGGCACCUGGUCCAACCACAACACGUGGGAGACCGAGAGCGCUGGCAGCACCACGUACUGCUGCCUGCGCAGGCAGCACGUGGUGCCCACGGCCUGCUGCGAGCUGAGCCCCGACGAGCUCCAGCUCUCCCCGAAGGCCCUGGCUGCCCUGAGGGAGCUGGAUGCCAACCUGCAGGCCCAGGCUCUGCCGCUGGCCCGCUCCGCGCGCUGCUGGGACUUCCUGGAGCGCUUCGGCUCCCACGUGGCCACAGGCCUCGUGCACUUUGGGGGCAUCUAUUGGGAGAAGGCGGAGGCCAGCGACUUUGCCAGGAGCACAGUGGACCUGGUGAAGAACGAGUUGCUAGCUGCGCUGGGUGCAAGUGCGGGCGCGAACUUCUCCAGCCUUGGCGGUGCUGCUGCAUCUCUGGAUGCCUCCCGGGAGAGGGGCCACGCUGCUGAUGAGCAGCACGAGGCGCGGUACAGCCAGACCCUGACUUCCGUGUCCAAGGUGGGAGGCUCCGCAGAGGCUGCCAGCAUCCAGGCCUGGAAGGCCGGGCUGCUUGCCCGCCACAGCACCUGGCGUGUGAUCGACCGCGGGUCCUGCACUCACCUGGUGCCCGUGUGGCAGCUGGUUCUGAAGAACCACAGCCGGGACAUCAGAGACGCCGAGACCCUGGCCCGGGCUUUGAAGGAGUGCUGGGAGGAGGCCUACAACAUGAAGCGGACGCCUUGGCUGCCUGGCGUGGCCCCCAUGCUCAUCACAGAGCUCCAGGAGCUGGUGAGCAGCAUCGCGGGGGACCUGACACCGGGCAGCCCAGCCAGCACCUGCCUCAGCCUCGUGGUCCGGUGCCUGGGCGUGCGGCAGCAGCUCCGCCAGCAUGUCUGGCUGGACACAGACGCCCUGUGGUACCGCCACUUCCUGUGCAAUGCCCCUGCCCAGGCCCUGCUUGCACAGGCCUCGCAGCGCGCCUGGGAAGAGCACGCCGCACCAGGUGACACCUUGUACCUGCUCACCUUCCUCAGGGACCUGCUGUCCCCCACCUUCCGCAUCCACCCGGACGACUUCCCCGGCAUCUGCCAGGUGCAGCACAACCUGGAUCAGGCGGCGGCAGCCCUGCGAGGUCAGGAGGAGCGCGACCCUUUGGUGGAGGAGUUCUGCAUGUUUGCCCUGAAGCCGGCAGUGGAGGCUGCGGUGCGAGAAUGGCUGGCUAAGCAAGCGAGCCGGAGCAUGGAGGAGGGGGCCCAUGCCCAUUGCAUGCUGUCCUCCGGGCCCCAGGGCCAAGCACAAGCCUUGCCCAGCCCGGAGGGACCUGAGGAAAGCUCUCCCCAGCCGGGACUGGGGGCCUCUGCGGAGUCCAGCCGGCUGGCGGAGGUGCAGCAGAUGGUCCCUGUCGGCCUGGUCAUGAACUUCCUGCCCAGCCUGUUCUACCACAUUAAAAAAGCCACCCGCAGCAUUGCCCUGCGCUGCGCCGGCGGCCAAAUCUCCCAAGCUAUGGAGGAGCUCCGGCUGGCACUGGCAGGCAAGAUCCAGCUCCCCAAGAGCCCUGUUCUGGGAGUGUCCAGAGACCCCGGGGCCUUCCUCAGGGAUGUGUUCCAGUGCCUGCCAGAGCUGGAGGCAGAGCUGAGCAAGGACUGCCAGCAGCUUGGUGCCCGUGCGGAAGGCAUGAGGCAGCUCCCCUGGAGCGAGCCGGAGGCAGAGCGGCCACGGAUCUGCAGCCCAGAGCAGCCAACAAUCGUCUUUCGCAGAGCCAGAAGUCCGUGUCCUAUUGAGUUUCUCCAAGAUGUGCUCAAACAGUUCAAGGUGUUCACCCAGCUAAUCCUCAGGGAUACAAUAGUUAUAGCUCUUGACCUGCAAACUGUGCUGAGAGCUCAGGCUAGAGCCCCAGCACCUCGCCGACGUGACUUGCCCACAGCAUCCUGGUCCUCCGCACUCACCAGCGAGGACUUGGAGGCUGCACUCAGACAGUAACACAGGUUGUGCUGCCUUGCUGGAGAGCCAGGUUCUGCCCCAUGCCAUCCCGGUGUGUGUGGCACUGGUGGCGAGCAAGGCUGGUAAGAAGCUGAGCCCAUGGGGCUGGCGUGUGCCCGGCAUGCCCACUAGCGAUGCAGAGCCCCAGCCGAGUGGGCAGGCACUGGCUGGAGGACAUGCAGGCUGUGGCUUAUUAAUAUGAUGACAGGGACCCAGCGGGUUGGCUCCAGAUAAAGGAGGCAGACCCAGGUCUAGGGCCCAACCUUUAAUUUGCUUGCACUUCAAAAUGCAAAAACUGAUGUUUAUCCCAAAAAUCUCGCUGGCUGCCCAUGACAGCACAGCACAGUUUGGCGUCUCACCUGCCCCGGCUGCAGGGACUCUAGGCGGCAGGAGGGUGGCACGCAGCCUGGCGGCAGGUCUUGAACUGCACGAGUUCUCCAAGUUCCCUCCAAGAGUCUGGGAGGGAGGAGACCUGCCGGGGGUCUUGCCGCACGCCUGAACGACCCAGCUCUGCUCAGUCGAUAGAAUUCAGAACUCAUUUGGACUAAAUUAAAAAAAAAAUCCAGCCUAUACCCCAGAUUUGUAGGUGGCAGAAACUAAUGCUCUGAUAUAUUAUCUGAUUUCUUCGUUUCACUGAAGCUUUGGGCCUGGACUGAGCCAGGUCUCCGGGGGACCUUAGUUUAUGGGCUUCUCUGACAAAUCUGUUAUGUUUGUACAGAUGAUCUAAGCUUCUUAACAAAAAUAUCUCUAGUCUACCAAAAUACCACCUAGUCCAUUUGUUACAUCCAUCGUGACUACUGGUUUAAAAUAAAGCCAUGAUAUAGCACA
Alligator mississippiensis (American alligator) is the source of this 4204-nucleotide messenger RNA. RefSeq names its product interferon-induced very large GTPase 1. NCBI's taxonomy places the organism in Eukaryota, Metazoa, Chordata, Crocodylia, Alligatoridae. The transcript is spliced from 2 exons. The record is from RefSeq and is a predicted model, not a curated record. The coding region runs from base 620 to 3376 and encodes 918 amino acids.